CUGAUUUCUUGAUCACUUCCUGAUGAAACUGAAUAUCUUCACUGAGAAGAAGUCACAUGUUCACACUGCUCGAGUGAGCUCCAGAUGAGACAUCAACAGAAGGCACGAACUGAUGAAUGUUCAUCAGGAUGUGGGUUUUCAUUGUGUUUUUCAUCAGUGUUAAAGAUCUCGUGAAUGGUAAUCAGGAAGAGGUAAAGACAGUGAUGGAGGGAGACGUUCUGACUCUACAUACAGGAGCUCAACUGAAGAGAGACUCUGAGACAAUGUGGUUUUUUAAGAGUGGCCGACUUACCACCCGUAUAGCACAGAUAAAUAAUGGAAAACUUUUUACCAGUUUUGAAGACAGAUUUGCUGGCAGAUUGCAUCUUGAUCAAGAGAGUGGAUCACUGACCAUUUGGAAUAUCAGUACCAGUGAUUCUGGACUUUAUGAAGUAUCAUUCACCAUCACGUUACACAUCUCUGAGAAGAAGUUCAAAGUUAAUGUAUAUGCACCUGUCUCUGUACCUGCUAUUGAGUGCAACUCAUUGGUUACUGUGCACCAAUCUUCAGGCACUUUGAAGCAGCCAGGAGAAGUAGAAGAUUUCUGCUCUGUGUUCUGCUCUGUGAGAAAUGAUCGAGACGUGUUCAUCUCAUGGUAUAAAGGGGGUGAAAUGGUGAAUCAGACCAGCAAUCCUGAUCUCAGCAUCAAACUCAGUUUACCAUUAGAGCUUCAUUAUAAUGAUUCAGAGAUCUACAGCUGCACGGCUGAAAAUCCAGUGAGCAACAAGAGCGUCGGUCUUCACAUGAACGAGAUCUGCCAACGAUCUGAGGAUUGUCUGGAUCAUUGUGGCGUCACUGAAGCUCUGAUUCGACUGGUUUUGUCUGGUCUGGUGGGAAUCGCCACUGUUUUAUUUCUGGUUGAACAUGUGAGGAUCUCCUCGUCUCGGAGAAGAGCUGCUGCUGCUGUAUGAUGAUGAUAUAUUUUAAUGAGAGUUUGCAGGCUGUGAACUUUGAUAUUGAAAGAGGUUUGCAGGGUAAAGAGUUUAAAGUGUAAAGCACCUCAUUUAUUACUUGAGGUAAUUUAAAAAAUGUAUUUAGUUAUAAUACUACAAGUGGUAACCAAAUACAUUUUUUAAAUACAGAGAUAUUAUUUCAUAUUUCAUGGUGUCUCAAA
Molecule: messenger RNA, 1153 nt
Organism: Megalobrama amblycephala (Wuchang bream)
Lineage: Eukaryota; Metazoa; Chordata; Actinopteri; Cypriniformes; Xenocyprididae
Product: CD48 antigen-like
Exons: 5
Coding region: 117-950 (277 amino acids)
Source: RefSeq, a predicted model, not a curated record